AGCAACAGCAUCCCAGCCCAGUCCCUACAGCUCCUCCAUCUGCACAGCGGAGCUGGACGGACCAGCCAGAAUGUGGAGAGCACUGCUACUUCAACUCUUUCUCGUCUCCAUAUGUUGUGUAAGAUGGUGCAACUCUGAAGGAUGCGAGUUGGGGCAGUUCCGCUGUGGGACAGGUCGAUGUAUACCAGGUGACUGGCACUGUGACGGCACAUCAGACUGUGUGGAUGACUCUGAUGAACACGACUGCCGUAUCAUGCGAUCACAGUCAAUUCCAGUGUUUGAGUGACGGCGAGUGUAUCCCUGAUGUGUGGGUGUGUGAUGAUGAGGAGGACUGUGAGGAUGGCUCAGAUGAGAGGCAACACUGCCCUGGAAGGCCGUGCACCAGUGGCCAGUUCAGUUGUAGUAACAGGGCAUGCAUCCCAGGAGAAUACAGAUGUGACCGUCUGGCGGACUGCUCAGAUGGGUCUGAUGAGAGAGACUGCCAUUACCCCGAGUGCACACAGCUGAGGUGUGCUAAUGGGGCCUGCUACAACCGGACCCAAAGAUGUGACCAGAUGCUUGACUGUCGUGAUGGCUCUGAUGAGGCAAAUUGCACACAGCACUGCAUUACGGGCCUGUUCCCGUGUCAUAACGGGGUGUGUGUUCCUCAACGCUACGUCUGUGACCAUGACGAUGACUGUGGAGACAGAAGUGAUGAGCUGAACUGCACAUAUCCUACAUGCAGAGGGAACUACUUCACCUGCCCCAGUGGCCGCUGUAUCCACCAAGUCUGGGUUUGUGAUGGAGAGGAUGACUGUGAGGACAAUGCAGAUGAAAAAGGCUGUGAUAAUGUACCGCGGGAGUGUUACCCAGGAGAAUGGCCCUGUCCAUCCUCUGACCUGUGUAUCCCCAUGGAUGAGCUAUGUGAUGGGAAAGCUCACUGUUUUGAGGGAGAGGAUGAAACUAACACCACUGCUGGGCGCAACUGCAGUAUCUGGAGAUGUGCCUCUCUGAGCUGUGAGCAUCGUUGUCAUGCUUCCCCUGAUGGAGGGACCUGUUCUUGUCCUUCUGGAUACAUUGUCAACACCAACGAUAGUCGCUCAUGUAUAGACUUUGACGACUGUUCGAUGUGGGGUGUCUGUGACCAGCUGUGUGAGGACCGCAUAGGCUCCCAUCGCUGCAGCUGUCGAGAAGGCUACACCCUGGAGCAGCACAGAUACUGCAGAGCUGACGUCUCAACAGUGACCACCUAA
Molecule: messenger RNA, 1232 nt
Organism: Perca fluviatilis (European perch)
Lineage: Eukaryota; Metazoa; Chordata; Actinopteri; Perciformes; Percidae
Product: low-density lipoprotein receptor-related protein 2-like
Exons: 11
Coding region: 225-1232 (335 amino acids)
Molecular function (GO): calcium ion binding; protein binding
Source: RefSeq, a predicted model, not a curated record